AUGGUCCGUGCAUCUUUGCGGGCGAGCGAGCGCUCUCUCUCGCCAGGGGUCCAUCCCACAAAAUCAUUUUUGCCCUCCAAAUCCAAAACCACGCAAAGACAAUCCCUCCAUCCGACCAGACAAGACUCCCCUCCCGCCGUCGCCAAAUCCCCCUCAAAUACCGCCAAGAUGCCUCGCGAAAUCGGUGAUAUCAAGCAGUUCAUUGAGAUUGCCCGGAGAAAGGACGCUUCCUCCGCUCGCAUCAAGCGCAGCAACAAGAACGCCCAGAUCAAGUUCAAGGUCCGCUGCCAGCGCCACCUGUACACCCUCGUCCUCAAGGACUCCGACAAGGCCGAGAAGCUCAAGCAGUCCCUUCCCCCUCAGCUCCAGAUCAAGGACGUCGCCAAGAAGAACCCCAAGGGCAAGUCCGCAUAA
Messenger RNA from Colletotrichum higginsianum IMI 349063, 414 nucleotides. Its product is annotated as 60S ribosomal protein L38. The transcript has 4 exons. Gene Ontology annotation, molecular function: structural constituent of ribosome. Gene Ontology annotation, biological process: translation; protein-RNA complex assembly. Lineage: Eukaryota; Fungi; Ascomycota; Sordariomycetes; Glomerellales; Glomerellaceae. The coding region runs from base 1 to 414 and encodes 137 amino acids. Gene Ontology annotation, cellular component: cytosolic large ribosomal subunit; ribosome. The record is from RefSeq and is a predicted model, not a curated record.